This is a messenger RNA of Crotalus tigris (Tiger rattlesnake), 4220 nucleotides long. It is a transcript of the gene LHX6, whose product is annotated as LIM homeobox 6. Gene Ontology annotation, biological process: forebrain neuron development; regulation of transcription by RNA polymerase II; neuron differentiation. NCBI's taxonomy places the organism in Eukaryota, Metazoa, Chordata, Lepidosauria, Squamata, Viperidae. The transcript is spliced from 8 exons. Gene Ontology annotation, molecular function: DNA-binding transcription factor activity, RNA polymerase II-specific; RNA polymerase II transcription regulatory region sequence-specific DNA binding. Gene Ontology annotation, cellular component: nucleus. The record is from RefSeq and is a predicted model, not a curated record. Bases 4 to 1143 code for a protein of 379 amino acids.
CCCAUGUUCUGGAAGAACGAGCCCCAGGGCGAGCAGCCACCGGCUAAGGCCCAGCCCGACGGGGAGACUCUGGCCGGCGCCCUGGAGAAAGAGGAGGCGCGCUCGGGCGCCAGCACCCCCUCCACGCCCUCCGUCUGCUCGCCGCCCUCCUCCGCCGCGUCCUCGCUGCCGCCGGGGGCCAAGAGCCUCUGCUCCAGCUGCGGCCUGGAGAUCGUGGACCGCUACCUGCUGAAGGUAAGGGGCGGGCCGGGGACGGCCGGGUCGGGCCGGGCCUCGCCUAGCGCGCUUCUCCCUCGCCCGCAGGUGAACAACCUGACCUGGCACGCGCGAUGCCUGGAGUGCUCGGUCUGCCGGACGCCGCUCCGCCAGCAGAGCAGCUGCUACGUCAAGAACCAGGAGAUCUUCUGCAAGGUGGACUACUUCAGUCGGUUUGGUACCAAAUGUGCCCGCUGCGGGAGGCAAAUCUACGCCAGCGACUGGGUGCGGAGGGCUCGGGGCAACGCCUACCACCUGGCCUGCUUCGCCUGCUUCUCUUGCAAGAGGCAGCUCUCCACCGGGGAAGAGUUUGGCCUGGUGGAGGAGAAGGUCCUGUGCCGGAUUCACUACGACACCAUGGUGGAGAACCUCAAGCGGGCAGCCGAGAACGGGAAUGGCAUCACUUUGGAAGGGGCCGUCCCCUCCGAGCAAGACAGCCAGCCAAAGCCUGCCAAGCGAGCCCGGACCUCCUUCACAGCCGAGCAGCUGCAGGUCAUGCAAGCCCAAUUCGCUCAGGAUAACAAUCCAGAUGCCCAGACUUUGCAAAAACUGGCAGACAUGACCGGGCUCAGCAGGAGAGUUAUUCAGGUUUGGUUUCAGAACUGCAGAGCCCGGCACAAAAAACACACGCCUCAACACACGGUGCCGCCCUCGGGGGGCUCCCAGUCCCGCCUCCCUUCCGUACUGCCGGAGGACCUCCACUACUCCCCGUUCAGCGGUCCUGAGCGGGCCAGGAUGGUGACCCUCCACAGCUACAUAGAGAGUCAGGUCCAGUGUGGACAAAUGCACUGCCGCCUCCCCUACGGCACCCCCCCUGUGCACCUCAAAGCCGACAUGGAAGGAGCGCUCUCCAGUAGAGGGGAGAAGGUGAUCUUGUUCCAGUAUUGACUCCUCCCUUUCCUCGACUCCCGGGACUUGUGAGGCCACUGCUGCUUAAUCUCUCCACCAUUUCCUCCCUGGCCAGCAAGGGACCUUCAGUCUGAGAACCCCCUCAAGGUCUUCUCAGUCUGGGCUUCUAACCUGGAUCUCACUUGCCCUGGCUGUGGCCACCAGCCGCUGAGCAUUCCCCGGUGCUGUUCUUCAUCUGGUGGAUGUGCUGGCUGGUGAAGACUCUGGGCAGGCCCUUCUCUGGGAGACCAAAGUAAGGAUGUAUCUUGCCGUCUGCUCCAAGUUCAACCAACGCAAGGACAGAAGCUGUGCCGCCUGGGCUGAACCUGUCCAUUCGAACGUGGAACACUGUCGAUCUUCAACCUAAGAAUCAAGUCUACGGUAGAGUCAACAUUCAACCUUUCGAUGGAAAUGUGGUUGGAAGGUGGAGACAUUGCCCGUUUCAACAGAGGAGACCAUGGAUCUUGUUCUGUCGAUUCCUUUUCAACUCUUCAGGCUUUUGAUUUUCCUUGUAAGCAACAUUGGUCUGUUUGGGGGACCGGCAGGGCUUUGCGGCCCUCAAACCAGAAGCUGGACCUGCCCUGAGGGGUGACCCUCCAAGUCAAACUCUUACGGAUGCUUCUAAUCCCAUUGCCCAACAACCGGUGGGAAAAUGUCUGUCUCCCUAAAUCUUGGGAGCAAAAUCCAAUGAAUUAAAUCUCCAGCCUUUGUGCAGAGCUGAGAAAAUGUUUUAAAAACCUCUAGUGGCAACAUCAAACUUUGGAAAGAAACUUGGGGGGGCAACAGAAAACGUGGGACUUUGUGCUGCCAGGACUGUGGAAAAAAAUUGGAACUUCUCUCUCUCUCUCUCUCUCUUAUUUAAUGGCGUCCGGCGUUCUCAGGUAGUGCUAGACGGAGCAACGGAGCAAAAGCACUUGGCCUUCUUCGCAGCCUGAAGCUUCCUCUUGCUAGGCUGGGCAGCUGCUAGGUCAACUGGCCCGUGAAAUGGCUUUUGGGAAGGAAGGUCCUGGUUGGGGCAUCCCCCAGGCCUGGGCCAGGGCCACCACCUCCCCAACCAGCCUCAUUGCUCCUUUCUGGCUGGAAGGGCACGGAGGAGGCUCCAUAUUCUCCCAGGACUUCCUACCCAAAGACACAGGCAUUGUUCUCCCUCCCUCCUGCUGGAGAGCUCCUGAUCUAGGCAGAUCCCCCACUUCUCCUUGGGCUGCGAUGGCACUGAUGAUAUUACCUAGUUGGAUCAUGAAACGCCUGCAAAGAAACCACCCAGAGAGCACCAAGGACCCCACCCUCCAACCCUGAGCUCUAGAUAUGCUCCUUUAUUGGCAUGACGGCCCGUUUCCACAAUUCUGCCGCUUCGUGGUCCACCCGGGCUGCUCGGAUAGCCCUUCACCAGUGCCCAGCGCGACUGUUUCCUGAGAAUUAACUUGGAGCGCGUAGCUUGACCUGAAGGAGGAGGCCGCCCAGUUGCGUGUUUCUUGGUAGUCCUGGGUGGCCGAGGCAUUGAGCGCAGGAAAGGAGGCCAGCGCAGAGUGACCCUUGAACUUCCUGACUCAGACGUCCUGCUGAAUUGCGGUGGAGACAGAGGUCACCCUCCCUGGCAGCUGUGAGCGUUGCAUGGGUGGCUCAACUGCCUUUCUUUCAACAGGAAAGCUUUGGUGGGUCAAGCAGCGGCUUGGAGUGAGCUGCUUUUUCAGCCCCUCUGUGCCACUAGGAGCAGGAGCAGGGACCCAAGGGUGGGGGGUCAGUCCCAGAGGAGAGGAAAGGUUUUGUCUGGUUGUUCUCCGAUCCCAAAGCAAAGGCUGUUUUUUUCUUCCUUGCAAAAGUCAGGGGCCACCUUUUGACACACGGCAAAUUUUGCUCCAAUCUUGCUAAACUGGAAAGCAUUAAAUGGAUGUUUUGAUCCAUUCAUCAUUCACUAAAUGGGUGUUUCUGGAAAAUGAAGGCCUGCCCCAGAAGAGGAAGAUGGAUCCUCUUUAGAUUAGCAUCUCGUUAGCCGAUGUCUUCGUCCUGGGCAAAGCCAUCCAUCUAUGUACAUUUUAAAAAACACACAAACACACAGCUGAGCAAAGGUGCCCCCUGACCUUGAAUGAGCAAACUCGGUGCAUGCUCAGAGAUCCUCCUGGAGAUUGGACUACUCUGCCCGUAAAAGCCCUAUUUUUGCCAAUACUGUACUUCCAACAAUGCCUCCAGUAUUAGGGUAACUUAAAACAUGAACAGAAUCCUUCAUAUCAUUCACUUCUCACAGUCACAUUAUGAAAAACUCCUAGCAAAUUUGCUAACAUCCUAAUAGUGAGAGCCAGAAAUUAACAAGAUUAGUCAAAAUCUAUGUAACUCAAUUCCCUACAAAUAACACGCUUUGGAAUUCAGCAUGGAUUGUAGUUCCCUUCAUGGAAUAUGUUUGAAUUUUCUAUAGCUCUAAGAGCUGAGAAAAAGUAAGUAGAAUCUAGUGGGAUCUGGAAAGACAGAGGAGGUUCCAGAAUUAAUUUUCAGUGAAUAAGAAGGGCAAAAUUUUGUUUGAAAAGCCUGGAAUAGUCACAACGCAUAUCGAAUUUAAACGUGUUGGGCUUCUGGGCUCUGAAAAAAGCAGCUUAAUGUCUCCCUCUUUCUGCUUUUCCUUUUUUUAAAAGCUGGGGUGAACAGAAUGGGGAGGGGGGUUCACCAACUAAGCGGCAGACAGAGAAGUAACUGCUUGGCCUGGUCAGGAGAAGCUGGGGGUCCGGAGCUGCGCCAAAUUGUCUCGGGGAAAAAGAGCAGACUGUUUUGUUUGUAGAUUGUGGCAAUUUGUGCAUGUCUAGGUGAACAUGGCUAAAAAUAACCUUUGGAAGAACAGGCGGUCAGGACUGGUAUUUAUUUAAAAUAAAGAGACGAGGGGUGGGCGCGGUGGGGGGGGAGGGAAUAAAGAAAAAAAAUGUAAAGCACUUUUUUUAAAAACAAAAGAAAACAAAACGGUCAAAACCAAUGUUUGUUUUACUAGCUCCCUUUUACUGUCGUGCUUUGUAAAUGUCUUAUUUGUGUAAUAAAUAAAGUCAAGUCAAGUUAAGGUGCGGGCACUGACAUCAAGGAAGAAGAAUUCCCUUUUC